UCUUCCCGUCGAGGCAUUUAUUUUCCCACCACCGUCGGCCACGAGCCAGGCCUUUCCUCCGAAGAACGCCUAUCCGCAAUUGUUCCCGUCGACUCCAACUCGACCUGCAAUUUCUCCCAGUCUGGCGGCGCCUGCCCCCGCCUCACGCCAUGCACACGCCUUCUCUCGCCCAUGAUCGUCUCUGGUCUCCGUUGCUGUUGCUGUUCCCGUUGCGAUGAAGUUUGGUCACGCGUUCCAGGAGGCCCUGAAGGCGGACUGCUACCCGCGGCACUGGGUGGAAAAGGCUGUCCCCUAUCGCCAGCUCAAGAAGAUCCUGGGCAAGAUCCGAGAGGAACUCAUCCGAAAUGGCUACGACCCGGACACGCUGCACCAGCUCCUGGCAAACCAUCACGCCGAGUAUCGUCUAGAACCCGACCCUUCUCACCUGCUGCGGCCUAAGCUGGUGGUACGCCCCAGGCUCAGUACCCUCUCACUAGAACAUGCGGUAGUAGAGGAGCCCGGAUCCCUCGCCACGGAGUCGGCAUCGCCGUCAGUACCGGAUGGCGCUGAUACCGCCCCGCCGGACCUGAUUCCAAACCACGACCCGGUGUCCGACGACGGAUGGGUGAAGAUUCCCCUGGAUUCAGACGCGAGGUUUUUCCGAGUCCUCCAGGACGACGUCAGCCAGCUCGACACCCUUCAGGAAGAAGAGCGGCAUUCGAUGCACGACAAGAUCCACGCGCUCGGCGCAGAGAUAUCGGAUCUAGCCCGGCCGCGGCGGAGCAUCAACUUUUCCAAGUCGGACUUGUACCGCUGGCGCGAGAUCUUUGAGCUGUACCUGGCCGCGCAGGUGUUCUUCUCCACGGCCGAGGCCUCGGUAGGGCCACGGGACAGCGAGCGGGCGCAAAAGCAGCUCGUCUGGUUCCAGACCGAGGUCAACAAGCGGCAGCUACUCCAAAAGUUCAAGCUGGCGGCCAGCGUGGCCGCCUACUCGCACUUCCUGACGCUGAAUGCGACUCUGUUGCAUAAUCUCCAGUUCCAGGAGUUGAAUCGGACGGCGGUCACAAAGAUCAUUAAGAAAUUCGACAAGAGGACCUCCCUGGGCAUAAAGGCGACCUUGCCGAAGCUCAUGUACUCGGCCCACUUCAUCUCGGAAACCAUCUCCCAGGAUAUCUGUGCCCAGAUAGCCAACGAAGUGGUCAAUCUCGUUCCACAGGUGGUGGACUUUUCUUGCUCGAUCUGCUUUUCUAUCUGCUGGUUACCUGUCCGUCUAGACUGCGAUCAUCUCUUCUGCAUCCGGUGCAUGAUCAAGAUGCAGCAUCAGAACAAGCGGUUCUGUCCGUUGUGCCGGGCCGACGUGGUCCAGCGCGCCAACGAAAGCCACAUCGAUGACAAACUCGCUCGUUUCCUGGAGAAAUGGUUUCCCAAGGAGACCAAGGAGAAACAGGCUUACAACGAGCUCGAGCGCCGCAAGGAAUUGCUCGGCGAGGCGUUUGUCCAUGAUACCCCUGAUGCGUGCGUUGUAAUGUGAGCAAUACGAACAGGAGUACAUGAUUGCGUGCUUGUUAUGAGAACGACACUCAGGAUAGCCGUCAGGCACGAAGCGAAGACAUG
This is a messenger RNA of Canariomyces notabilis, 1593 nucleotides long. RefSeq lists its product as uncharacterized. Gene Ontology annotation, molecular function: metal ion binding. Bases 215 to 1510 code for a protein of 431 amino acids. The transcript has 4 exons. NCBI's taxonomy places the organism in Eukaryota, Fungi, Ascomycota, Sordariomycetes, Sordariales, Chaetomiaceae. The record is from RefSeq and is a predicted model, not a curated record.